This is a messenger RNA of Monopterus albus (swamp eel), 2240 nucleotides long. RefSeq names its product G-protein coupled receptor 84-like. The annotation marks the transcript as partial. Gene Ontology annotation, cellular component: plasma membrane. The record is from RefSeq and is a predicted model, not a curated record. NCBI's taxonomy places the organism in Eukaryota, Metazoa, Chordata, Actinopteri, Synbranchiformes, Synbranchidae. The transcript has a single exon. Gene Ontology annotation, biological process: neuropeptide signaling pathway. Gene Ontology annotation, molecular function: urotensin II receptor activity.
CUUCUGCCCGCUCUGGCCUCAUCCAGAAAGAGACCUGCUCCUUCAGCACAAGAGACAGAUGACAGUGGUGUGGAGAGUGGCACAGCCAACACAUGUAGCUCUGAGAUGAGCAGCCAGGCAGAUGUGGUGAGAAAUAAGGAUGAAUCUACACAGAGCUCUGCAAAGACCUUAAGUUCAUCAGCAGCCAGCAAAUCUCCCCCCAGUACUGCCCCUGCACCACCUUCAUCCACACCUGCUGUCACACAGGCAGCAUCCUCCUCUCACUCAGCAACUUCAGGAGAUGAUGGUGAAUUUAAACGUGUUACUCGCAUGUGUUUCACCGUUUUUCUGUGUUUCAUGUUCUGCUUUGUCCCAUUCCUGUUGCUCAACAUAGCCGACAAACAGAACCGUGCCCCACAGGUGUUGCACAUGUUAAGUGCAAACCUCACCUGGCUCAACAGCUGUAUCAACCCUGUGCUCUAUGCGAUCAUGAAUCGACAGUUUCGACGGGCCUACCAUGUGCUGCUCACCAAAGCCGCUGCACCUUUCUCCUGCCUCUGGACCCGAUGGCAGGCUCCGAGAACUUGAUCUCCUUCAACUUGCCUGAUAUUAGCCCAGUAUAAUAUUAUUGAUGAAAUACGUUUUGAUUUACAUUGUGACCUUUACAGUUGUUUUUCUGUGAUUUAUUAAGUAGGAAAUAAAGAGAACAAAGAGGUUGAAUUUGAAAAAAAAAAUGUGUUUCAUAUUUGAUUUGUUACAUUGCCAACAAUUCUGAGAGCUCUAUUUCCUUAAUAACGUCCAUGUCUUUACUCUAUUGUUUGAUUUUAUUUUUUAUGUAUGUACACAAUCCUGUUGUAUUUUAUCAUGGAUUGUAUGCAACAAAUUUUAUUUUGUAAUAUAUAUUCCACAGCUGUAUUCAGAAUUUUGAGCACAAAGUAACCUACACAUAACUCAUGUACUUGUCUAGGUUCCUGUUACAUCAUUUAAAAACCACCAAGGUUACACAAUCAGGACAGGAUGUUCCCCUCUAACAGAACAUGCCUUAUUAUGGUAACCCAGGAUCUUAUGACUCAAGCCAGUGUAUGAACUCUAUUGUGUCUUACUUUGCAUGCUCAUAGAGUUGCAUGACUAAUGAUAAAAGUGGUUCACAUUAGUUUGACAUGUGGAUGCCUGUUUGCCUAGGUAUUCAUUUAUGGAGAAUACCAGCAAAGAAGACAUUCACACACAGAUCUACACUGUAUCAACAACCCAGGUGUCAAAUUUUGACCCUUCCUCUGCUCGUAGAGUUCAGUUACUUUCACGUUUAACCUUGCUGGUGAUAUAUGUGCAACAAAAAAGAUCACAGCUGUCCCUGAUAUAUAAGCACUGGACUGCCAGAAACACUCUCUCACUGCCAGGUCAAGUAACAACUGAAAUGACACAAAUGUUACAUUAGACACUACCAGAACUGCACUGAUCAAUUUACCAGUACCAGAAGUAUACGUGGAAAUAAUUUUGAUAAUCAUUUUAUUCAUCUUAAGCUAAAGGCCAAACAUUUGUUGGUUCUUAAAUGAGUGUGAUAUUUUAUGUUUUUCUUUGUUACACCUGAUUGUAAACUGAGAACCGAGAUUGAUGCAGGGAAAUUAUAAAGGCCAUUUUCUGCUAUUUUCACAUUUUUAAAGUCAUAGCAAUUAACAUUUAUAGACUAAUAAAACAGUCUGUAGAAACAGUCAGUAGAUCUGUCAAUAACAAAAAAAAAUUGUUCCAGCCAUAAAUAUUACCCUACCCACCACCACCAGAGCCACACUGCCAGCACAGCUAACGCUAAAUUCUGGCUGCUAAUUCCGCUGUCAGUAAUCCAACAAAAGUGUAUGUCAUGUGAAAUUAAUUCCAUAUUAAUAAAUAUGAAUUUAUGGUGCUCUGAUCUAAAUUUGGGGAAAAAAAAAGGUGAAAGCACUUACCAAUCAAAGCAGUAUAUAAAGUGAAAACCAAUGUUACCACAAAACCUAAACUUUAAAACAAUAUUGCAGUAGAAUUAGCUUUUAAUUAAAUUAAUGUAGGCUAUUUAAUUUUAAUAUACAACUUUGAUCAACUCAGGUUUGGUGCUGCAGUCUGAACUGGCUGUGGAUUAAUCUGCACCAUUACUAGAUUUUAAUCUAGCGUGAAAUAAUAAGAAUAACAUCCCAUAUCCAUAUAUUUACAGUACAACAUUCAGUCAUUAAUGAACACAACACACAGUCAGCAGUGUCCCUUAUACUGGUGAUAACAUUUCUUUUUGAUUU